Molecule: messenger RNA, 1996 nt
Organism: Labeo rohita (rohu)
Lineage: Eukaryota; Metazoa; Chordata; Actinopteri; Cypriniformes; Cyprinidae
Product: E3 ubiquitin-protein ligase TRIM39-like
Exons: 7
Coding region: 208-1851 (547 amino acids)
Molecular function (GO): protein binding; zinc ion binding
Source: RefSeq, a predicted model, not a curated record
AAGUUUCUCACACUGUUUAGGUUUACACACUCCGCAGGAAAGUUAAAUUAAAAACGGUUCCAUAUUCAAGAUUAUAGGUGGAGCUACAAUAUGACAUCUUGGCAAGUGAAAGAAAGACUGCAGUGAAACUGAAAUGAAACAGAUUAACAGGAGGCUUUUCAAACAACACUUCUAUUCAGAAACCAGACCUGAUAUUCACUCACAGUCAUGGCAUCCUCCAGUGGUCCACUAAAUGAGGAGCUCCAUUGCUCCAUCUGUCUGGAUGUGUUCACUGAUCCAGUCAUCACUCCAUGUGGACACAACUUCUGCAGAACCUGCCUGGACAACUGCUGGACAAACACACAGACCUGCUGCUGUCCAUCCUGUAAUGAAAAAUUUAGCAGAAGACCUGAUCUCAAGAUUAGUACAACCAGUGGCACCAUAAAGGGUGAAAAGGUUAGGAUGGUUCAAGUGGCCCUGCUUAGAGAGGGGAGCAACAGAACGCAACACUUAAAAGAGAAGCUCAAUCUAGGAAGAUCUGAGGUGUUCUGUGAUAUCUGUGAUGAGAGAAAGCAGAAAGCUGUGAAGUCCUGCCUGACGUGUCAAAGCUCUUACUGUGAGACUCACCUGGAGCCUCAUCACAGAGUCCCACGUCUAAAGAAACACAAACUGGUCAACGCUGUUGAAAAUUUGGAGGAUUAUAUAUGCCAGAAACAUGAGAGACCUCUGGAGGUGUUCUGCAGAGAUGAUCAGACGUGUGUGUGUCUGUUCUGCACUGAAGGAGACCACAGGAACCACAACACUGUUCCUAUAGAGGAGGAGAGUCAACAGAAGAAGACACAGACAGACGUGCAGCAGAUGAUCCAGAACAGAAUGAAGAAGAUUCAAGAGAUCCAGCACUCAGUAGAGAAGAGAAAGAGAAACACAGAGAAAGAGAAAUCAGCCAGUGUUGAGCUCUUCACUGAUCUGAUCUGCUCCAUUGAGAGAUGUCAGUCUGAGCUGCUGAAGAUGAUGGAGGAACAGCAGAAAGCAGCAGAGAAACAGGCUGAAGAUCUCAUUAAAGAGCUGCAGCAGGAAAUCACUGAUCUGAAGAGGAGAAACACUGAGCUGGAGCAGCUCUCACACACUGACGAUCAUCUGUACCUACUACAGACUUUCUCUUCCCUAUACAGCCGUCCACACAAGAACUGGACUGAGAUCAGUAUCGACUCUGAUGUGAAUGUGCUCCCUAUGAACAGAGCUCUGACUCUAGUGAAGAAAACUCAUGAGACACUAAGUAAAAAACUCAGUCAAACUGCAUUGAAGUUUGUGCAGAAGUUUGCAGUGGAUGUGACUCUGGAUCCUGAUACAGCGCAUCCGUAUCUCAUCCUGUCUGAUGAUGGAAAACAAGUCCGUCAUGGAGACAUUGAGCCGGAAAAGAGAUUUGAUGUUGGUUUGUGUGUUCUGGCAAAUGAGGGAUUCAGUUCAGGGAGAUUUUACUAUGAGGUGCAGGUGAAGGGAAAGACUGAGUGGAUUUUAGGAGUGGCCAAAGAAUCCAUUAACAGGAAGGGGGAGACCACACUGACUCCUGAAGAUGGAUACUGGACUGUGAUUGUGAAGAAUGAGAAUCACUAUAUAGUUUUUGAUAAUCCAAUUGUCCUGUUCCCUCAAAGAGGGAAACCUAAGAUUGUGGGAGUGUUUGUGGAUUAUGAGGAGGGUCUGGUCUCUUUUUAUGAUGUGGGCCACAGAUCUCAUAUCUACUCUUUCACUGGUCAGACUUUUACUGACAAACUCUACCCAUACUUUAGUCCAGGUCUUAAUGAAGAAGGUAAAAACUCAAACCCACUGAUCAUCACACCUGUCCAAAAAACAAUCAAUUCCUCUAGAAUAUAAAAAAUUUAAUUCUAAAAGAUUAUCUAUAUUAUGAAAUUAUUUUCAUCAUGCCUAUGUAGCGUAUCAGAGAGAAUCAGACAACUGCAGAUUCAAUUUCGAAUCCAAAACAACCCAAAGAGCCAAAUUCCACUAAGAGGUCCAGGAU